GAUUCUUUUGGUCCAGUAGUUGCAUGUUACUAUGCGCUUGCAAAAUCUGUCACAGCCCUACUUCAGUACCUUGCCAACAGGAGCAACGCUAACGCAAACCCUGUUUGUCGAUAAUUUGUCGCAUUGGAUUGGUUAGACGGCGGUAAUUUAGGGCUCAGCUCAGCUAACCACUGCUCUGCUGUUGUGUAAUACAAAGGAGGAAAUAGUUUGCUUUAUUAGUCAGCAUCUAUAAAGUUGUUUUGUCUUUUACGCAGCCUGGUUUUGCGACGCGGUUUUAAGUUUACGCCAGCUGAUCGCAAAGAUCAAAAAUUAAGGAUGAUAUUUAUCGUUAGGUGGCCAAAUGGAGUCUUUGGCACAGUUCGUGCCAACCUUUUGCGCGGGCACAGGGAUGCAAGUCAGUUUCACUUUCAGGAUGGGAAUACUCAACACGCAGCUGGAACAUGACUGCAAAAAUCUGUAUCCUUUGCGAUGUUACGGCAUUUCUCGUGUGUAAUUUAUUGCCUGUGGGGCUGCAUCCCCCUCUGUGUGGGGCACCAUGGAGCAGCUAGAAGAGGAACUUACGUGCCCGAUCUGCUGCGGUCUCUUCGACGACCCGCGGGUUUUGCUGUGCUCGCACAGCUUUUGCAAGAAGUGCUUGGAGGGACUUUUGGAGGGGAACCGAGGUCCAGCUUUCAGAACACCUUUCAAAUGCCCCACAUGCCGCAAAGAGACCCCUCACAACGGCGCAAACAGCCUGCAGAUCAACUACUCCCUGCGCGGAAUCGUGGAGAAGUACAGCAAAAUCAGGGUGAUGCCUAAGAUGUCUGUUUGUAAACAACACUACGGUCAGCCUCUCAACAUAUUUUGCGCCACGGACUUAAACCUAAUUUGCGGGCUCUGCGCAACAACAGAUGACCACAAAGGGCAUACAUUCUGCUCCUUGGAGGAGGCGUACGAGCGAGAGAAGGAGGCGUUUGAAGAGCUGCUUCACGGGGUGGAGAGCUGGCAGAGCGCAGACAUCCUGUCCUGCCUGGAGACACUACAAGCCAGUAAGAAAAGGGCGCUUCAGUCGGUGAGCAAGGACGCAGAGAAAGUAACAGACUAUUUCGACAAGCUCAUCAGCACCAUCGAAUGCAAGAAGAAUGAGAUUCUGUCCGAUUUUGAAACGCUGAAACUGGUGGUGAUGCAGGCGUACGACCCGGAGAUCACCAAGCUGAGCGCGGCGAUGGAGGAGCACCGACAGGCGCUGAGCAUCGCCGAGUCGUUCAGGGGCGUCGCGGAGCCGCUGUGCUUUCUGCAGCAGAUGCAGGAGUUUAGAGAGAAGUUCAAGAUCCUCAAGGAGACUCCGCUGCCCUCUCGGAAAGAUACAGACGUCGGUCCCCUUGUGCGCAAUUUCGAUGUGAAAAAAUGGGACUCGCUGAGGCUCAGAGAAGUGGACAAGAUCUCAGUCCCUCACGAGAGUGGCUCCUACCGCGCUGGGGGCUCGCGGCUGGCAGCGCCAAGAUGGAUCACCUUAUGUAUGAGUUUAUUACUGCCAACUCUGCUCCUGCUGCAGCCGCACAACCUCGCAGCCUACGUGCCCUCGCAGAUUGAAUCUCUUGUCGCUGCUGUGUCCUCGCACCUCUCACACACUGGGGUGUACCUGCGGGAAAUGACUGCCAUGUACGCGAGUUUAAUGGCUGCAGGUCAGGAAUGUAUCGUGAACUUAAUUGACUCAACUGUCAAUUUCAUUGGCAGCUGUAAGCUCUUUUAAUCACUAGCGUGUGGCAUGUGUGUCAUGCACUCACAGCUACAAAUUGAGACUCUUGAGGUGCAUCAAACUAAUGACACCCGAAUAUAUGAAAACACUUCACCUGAUUGUUUACCAUUUGUUUUGUUUUUCUUGUCCGACCUCAGUGAAGCCAUAGAAUCAAAUGAUCAAUCCAAGCAGGCUGUAGCCUACAAUUACAGAUCGACGUGCAAUCGUUUUUUUUUUAAAUACUACAAAAUUCACACUUGUCCAAGAUGAUCUUCAUAAAUAAAACUUACAGAAAUGUACUUGCAUGUUUGUUUGUUUUUAUUUAGUGCGACAUCGCCUUGCUAAAAUCAGCAAACUAUAUGAAGACACGCGCCUGUGAGCUAAGCAAAUGUGCAAUAAAAAGAAAUAU
Molecule: messenger RNA, 2126 nt
Organism: Plectropomus leopardus (leopard coralgrouper)
Lineage: Eukaryota; Metazoa; Chordata; Actinopteri; Perciformes; Serranidae
Gene: trim13
Product: tripartite motif containing 13
Biological process (GO): protein monoubiquitination
Molecular function (GO): ubiquitin protein ligase activity; zinc ion binding
Source: RefSeq, a predicted model, not a curated record